CGUGUGUUUCCAAAAUGGCGGCAGCGAUGGAUGUGGAUACCCCGAGCGGCACGAACAGCGGCGCGGGCAAGAGGCGCUUUGAAGUGAAAAAGUGGAAUGCAGUAGCCCUCUGGGCCUGGGAUAUUGUGGUUGAUAACGGUGCCAUCUGCCGGAACCACAUUAUGGAUCUUUGCAUAGAGUGUCAAGCCAACCAAGCGUCUGCUACUUCUGAAGAGUGCACCGUUGCGUGGGGAGUCUGUAACCAUGCCUUUCGCUUCCACUGCAUCUCCUGCUGGCUCAAAACACGGCAGGUGUGUCCGUUGGACAACAGAGAGUGGGAAUUCCAAAAGUAUGGGCACUAGA
Mesoplodon densirostris (Blainville's beaked whale) is the source of this 342-nucleotide messenger RNA. Its product is annotated as E3 ubiquitin-protein ligase RBX1-like. The record is from RefSeq and is a predicted model, not a curated record. Bases 15 to 341 code for a protein of 108 amino acids. Gene Ontology annotation, molecular function: zinc ion binding; ubiquitin protein ligase activity; cullin family protein binding. Gene Ontology annotation, biological process: protein ubiquitination; ubiquitin-dependent protein catabolic process. Lineage: Eukaryota; Metazoa; Chordata; Mammalia; Artiodactyla; Ziphiidae. The transcript has a single exon. Gene Ontology annotation, cellular component: cullin-RING ubiquitin ligase complex; nucleus.